AUUUAUCUUUAUUUUUGUAAUAGAAAUAUCAAUUUGAUAAGCAUGUACUUUGCACCAAUAGAAAGAGGGAAAAUUAGGCUCGUAUUUGACCAUGAAAAAAACGUUAAAUAUAUUUUUAAAUGAACAAAGCUAUAGUGAAAUUUAUUAUUGUGAUUGCAUUUAUUUGGAAAAUUACCAGCUUCUCACCGUAACCUCGGCACUGCCCAAACAGGUUCUACAACCCUGCUGAAGAAAUGAAAGUUAAAAACAGACGUGUGAUGUUUACAGUUGAUCGUGAGAAUUAUUUUCUCCAUUUUAAAAACCUGCUCAUCAAUCUGUUUUAUUUGCUGAUGUGAGACAACACAUGAACAUAAAGAGAAAGCAAAGACGUUUUGAGAAGUUGUCUAGAACCUGAACGUUUUGAUCAAAGCAAGUCUUCAGCUGUGGAGCAGAAAGACACUUCCUUAUUCAUAAGUCAAUGACAGAAGAUGACGUCGGAGCAGAAUCUGGAUACAAUGGAAGGUGAACAUAAAUGCUUAGAGGCAAGAGAAAAACAAGAUCCAGUCCAGAUGAGAAAUGCCCCGACUACAGUCAGUGUUGAUAUAAAUUCUGAAACAGGUGCGAGUGUAAAUGCUCCUCUAUUGACUGCGAACACCUUCACAGGACCAGUAACCAUUUAUGGCUCAAAUGCUGAAGGAAACGAUAAACAGGAAUCCUCAGAGAUGGCAGAGGAACACAGAGAAAAACAAGAGCUGCAAAACUUUUUGGAAACUCACAAAACAAACAUGAAGGAGAAAACAGAAUAUAUUUUUGAGGGCAACAAAGACAAGGAAGCACAACUCAAGGCUGUUUACACAGAUCUGUUCAUCACAGAGGGAGAUAUGAAAGAUGUCAAUCACGAACAUGAGAUUCUGAAGAUUGAUGAUGCUUUCAAGAGCAAUAAAACACAGGACAAGCCAAUCAAAUGCAAUGAUAUAUUUACUGGACUGAGAAAAACAGUGAGAAAAAAUGUUCUCACUAAGGGCAUCGCUGGCAUUGGAAAAACUGUCUCUGUGCACAAGUUCAUCCUGGACUGGGCAGAAGGAAAAGCCAAUCAAGAUAUACACUGUGUGUUCCUGCUUCCAUUCAGAGAGAUUAACUUAAUGACAAAUGAAGAUUUCAGUCUCCAUGAGCUUCUGCUGGAAUUUUAUCCUGAACUGAAGGACCUGGAGAAAUCAAAGCUAUAUAAGGGAUGUAGGCUAGCAUUUAUAUUUGAUGGACUUGAUGAGAGUCGCCUGUCUCUAAAUUUUAAAAGUAGAUCACUAAACACUGUUGAGAAAAAAGCAUCUGUGGAUGUGCUCUUUACAAGUCUGGUCAAAGGGACUCUGCUUCCAUCAGCUCUUGUCUGGGUCACAUCACGACCAGCAGCAGCCAAUCAGAUUCCUCCUCAGUAUGUGGUUUUGUUCACCGAGGUGCGAGGAUUCACUGACCAACAGAAGGAGGAGUACUUCAGAAAGAGAUUCACAGAUGAGAGUCUGUCCUCCAGAAUCAUCUCACACAUUAAGACGUCUCGUAGUCUCUACAUCAUGUGCCACAUUCCUGUGUUCUGCUGGAUCACAGCCACAGUACUUCAGGAUAUUCUCACUGAGAAUAAUGAAGAGAACAUCAGCACAACACUCACUGAAAUGUACAUUCACUUCCUGAGGAUACAGAUGAACAUGAAGAGUCAGAAAUAUGGCGAACAACAAGAAGGAGAAUGUUCAGAGCACUUACUUUUAAAUAGAGAGAUGAUUCUGAAGUUAGCCAAGCUAGCGUUUAAACAGCUGAAGCAGGAAAACAUUGUGUUCUAUGAGAAAGAUCUGAAAGCAUGUGGUAUUGAUGUGAGUAAAGAUGCUGAGUUCACAGGAAUGAUCGCUGAGAUCUUUAAGAGGGAAGUUGGACUUUAUAAGACAAAGGUCUUCUGCUUUGUGCAUCUGAGCGUUCAAGAGUUCCUCGCUGCAGUGCAUGUGUUCACCUGUUACCUGAAAAAAAACAAGCAAGAGUUUAAGUUUUUCUUUGCUGAUUCACAAACUAAAGUCAUACAAAAUCUUACAUUUCCUUUUAGAAAGGUCAAAUGGCAUGACUUAACAGAGAGAGCCAUUGAAAAAGCAAUGCAGAGUAAGAGAGGGCAUCUGGACCUGUUCCUGCGGUUUCUGAUGGGAAUUUCACUGGAAUCCAGUCAAAAUCUGCUCAAAGGCCUGAUCACACACACUGAAGACACCACAGAGAGCAUCAAAAAAGUAACUAAAUGUAUUAAACAAAAACAAAACACGUACUAUAUCUCAGAUGAAGCUCUAGUCAACUUAUUCUACUGCUUACUUGAACUCAAGGAUAAUUCAUUAUAUGAGGAAAUCCAGAGUUACCUCAGUUCAAAUGAACAUCCAGGAAGAGAUCUCUCAUCUUCAAUGUGCACAUUGUUGACCUACAUACUACUGAUGUCAGAGAAGGUGCUAGAUGAGUUCAACCCAAAGAGGUUCACAUCAGAACAAUCAGACUACAAGAGACUCAUUCCAGCUGUGAGAUGCUGUAGAAAAACUCUAUUUGAAAGUUGUGGUUUUGAUGAAACAUGCUGUGAAACUCUGUCUUCUGCUCUACAAUCAUCAAACCAUCUGACAGAGCUGGACUUGAGUAACAAUGAUCUGCAGGAUUCAGGAGUUAAGCUGCUUUCUGAUGGACUGAAGAGUUCACACUGUAGACUGAAGAUACUGAGGUUGUCUGGCUGCAUGGUGACAGAGGAAGGCUGUGGUUAUGUGUCUUCAGCUCUGACUUCAAACCCCUCACACCUGAGAGAGCUGGAUCUAAGCUACAAUCAUCCUGGAGAUUCAGGAGUGAAGCUGCUCUCUAAAAAACUGGAGGAUCCAAACUGCUCACUAAAUAAACUCAAUGUUGAGCAUGGAGGAGAAUCCAGGAUUACAGCAGGACCCAAGAAAUGGGUGUGUUUUUUCACACUGGAUCCAAACACAGCACACACUCUUCUCAUUCUGUCUGAGGAGAACAGAAAGGUGACACGUGUGGCUCAGUCUCAGUCGUAUCCUGAUCAUCCAGACAGAUUUGAUCUGUGUCCUCAGGUGUUGUGUAGAGAGAGUGUGUGUGGACGCUGUUACUGGGAGACCGAGUGGAGUGGACUUGUGUUUAUAUCAGUGUCAUAUAAGAACAUCAGCAGGAAGGGAUGGGGUGAAGAGUGUAUGUUUGGAUCUAAUGAUCAGUCCUGGAGUUUGGUCUGCUCUCCUCACAGUUACUCCUUCAGACACAAUAAGAUAAUGACUGAUCUCUCUGUGGAGCCCAUCAUCAUCAGAAGAAGAAGAACAGGAGAGUAUGAAGAUAUCUACAGAGUAGGAGUGUAUGUGGAUGAGAGCGCAGGAACUCUGUCCUUCUUCAGCGUCUCUGACUCAAUGAGACUCAUCCACACAGUCCAGACCACAUUCACUCAGACACUCUGUCCUGGGUUUAGAGUUUAUUCUGGAUCAUCAGUGAAACUGUGUUGAUGAAUCAGAAGAGACUGAUGAGAUUCUACCCAGAAUGCUUUGAGCUGCAUGAUGAAUCAGUAACAGUGAGAUGUUAUGAGUCUCUUCAAGACAUUAAUACUGCA
Messenger RNA from Puntigrus tetrazona (Sumatra barb), 3586 nucleotides. Its product is annotated as NACHT, LRR and PYD domains-containing protein 3-like. Gene Ontology annotation, molecular function: protein binding. NCBI's taxonomy places the organism in Eukaryota, Metazoa, Chordata, Actinopteri, Cypriniformes, Cyprinidae. The record is from RefSeq and is a predicted model, not a curated record.